Messenger RNA from Raphanus sativus (radish), 948 nucleotides. RefSeq names its product probable metal-nicotianamine transporter YSL5. The transcript is spliced from 9 exons. Lineage: Eukaryota; Viridiplantae; Streptophyta; Magnoliopsida; Brassicales; Brassicaceae. The record is from RefSeq and is a predicted model, not a curated record. Bases 1 to 948 code for a protein of 315 amino acids. Gene Ontology annotation, molecular function: oligopeptide transmembrane transporter activity. Gene Ontology annotation, cellular component: membrane.
AUGGAAGCAGCAGUGGUUAGGGCGAAUGAACGGAGGACACAACUCGAGUUCAGAGACGCAGAAUGGCCAUGGUCGCAGAUGAAGCUUGGUGAUUGCAAGGAACAAGAUGAAGUCGUACUCUUCUCUUCGUCAAACGUGACUUCAAAACACACAGAAAGAGUUGGAUCAGGGAAAGAAUCAGAAGCCGGGGGGCGUGGUAAGAGACGAGUUGAGAGACUAAGCGCAACAACAAAGCGAAAUGCUUCCCGUGGCUUCAAGGACUUUUCCUUGGGUUGGACUAUCGGUUUCCUCUUUGUCGCCAGCUUUCUUGGUCUCUUCUCUGUUGUUCCCCUGCGAAAGAUAAUGGUAAUAGACUUCAAACUAACAUACCCAAGUGGUACUACAACUGCUCAUCUUAUCAACAGCUUCCAUACCCCUCAAGAUUCCUCUCCUGUAGCUUCUUUUGGAGUUUCUUCUAAUGGUUCUUCACUGAAGGAGAGAAUUGUGGGUUCUCAAAUUUCCCAUCAUUUGGACUCAAAGCUGACCAAUACAAGUUCUACUUUGAUUUUCAGCAACAUAUAUGUGGGUGCUGGGAUGAUAUACCCAUACAUAAUCAACAUCUCUGUUCUCUUGGGAGGACCUCAAAUCGCAGCUGCAAGAGUUGAAUCCGGAACAAUAGGUAAAAGCUUUGUGAUUGGUGGGAUGAGAGGGAUGACUGGAUUGCUCUGGGAAACCUCAUUGCUUGACCCGGAAGAGCUUCGAGGAACUACAAGAACAUCAUUCACCAUCGAAGAAGACCCAACUGGUUCUCCAUUUAGCCCAAAACAAUCAUACGAUGACCAGCGUCGUACAAGGUUCUUCCUCAAACACCAAAUCCCCACUUGGUUUGCUAUCGGAAGUUACAUCAUCACUACAGCGAUAAAAAUCCCUCACAGUUUCUCUGACUUGGCCCCAGUCACCGAACCUUAA